Cicer arietinum (chickpea) is the source of this 3011-nucleotide messenger RNA. Its product is annotated as pentatricopeptide repeat-containing protein At3g29290. Lineage: Eukaryota; Viridiplantae; Streptophyta; Magnoliopsida; Fabales; Fabaceae. Gene Ontology annotation, molecular function: protein binding. The record is from RefSeq and is a predicted model, not a curated record.
AACGGUAAACAAAUAAACAAAAACCCAGCACAGCUUCAUCAAAAAUAUUCACAAAAUGCAACCGCACCAGAUAAUUGCCUUCGCAGCACAAAUUCACUCCGCUCUGCCAUUAACAAACAACAUAGGUUCUUCUAUCCAUUUUCCUCAUUCAUCAUCUUUUCAUUUUCACUAUUGAAUCAUGUUCUACUGUUUUACCUUCUUCUCUAGUUUGGUAUUAGUUCAUAAUUCAUAAUAAUUAUUAAAUAAAUAAAUAAAAACAACAUAUUGAUAUGCCUAUUAUGUUGAAUUUCCCAUUUCAAUUUCAUUAUCCUGUUACUUGUUGUUUUAAUAAACUUGGUUAUUACACUUUUGUUACUCAUGCAAAUUUUUGUAUAACUACACAUAAUCAUAAUAAUAACUACCUUAGGAACAACAUUGUUUUCUUGUCACAACAACCUAAGCAUUUUGUGCCCUUAAUUGGGUCAUUAGGGUUUCAAAAUUCCACCACACCACUCAUGUCUGAGGAUGUUGGUCCUAGUGUUGACAUUGUUUUUACUCGACAAGAAUAUGAUGUGGUUGAAAAAAGAGAAAAAAUUGAUGCAUCUUUUGUGUCUCCUUGUGGGGAAUUGGAGGAUUUUGUUGAUGAUGUGAUUGAAGGAAGAGAAACAAUUGAUUCAUCUUUUGUGUCUUCUUGGGGGGAAGUGGAAGAUUUUGAUGAAGAAGGAAGAGAGGAAUUUGAUUCAUCUUUUGUGUCCAAUAAGAAAUUGCAUGUUUGGGAAGAAGGUGAUGUUCAAAGAAGAGAAGAUGUUGAUGAAGUUGAAGGAAGAGAAAAAAUUGAUACAUCUUUUGUGUCUCUUUGUCGGGAAGUGGAUGAUUUUGAUGACGGUGUUGUUGAUGAUGAAGAAAGAAAGGAGUUUGACUCAUCUUUUGUGUCCAAUAAGAAAUUGACUGUCUCGAAAGAAGUGGAAGAAGAUGAUAGUCAGAGAAGAGAAGAUGUUGAUGAGUCUUUUGUGGCGGAGAAGGAAUUGCGACGCCAGGGUUCUAAACAGGCGGGACUUAUGAAUGAGAAUGGAGCUCUCUUUUUGGAAGAAAUGGAUGAGAAUGUGCUAUCUAAUAGGAUUUUGGAGCUUAGUAGAACUAAUAAGAUUAGAAGUGCAAUGGAAUAUUUUAGGUCUAUGGAAUUGUUUGGUCUUUGUCCAAAUAUCCAUGCCUGUAAUUCUCUUUUGUUGGGCCUUCUGAGAAAUGGGUGGUUUGAUGAUUGCUUUAAAGUGUUCGAUUAUGUGAAAGCUAAAAGUGUAACUACAGGGCAUACUUAUAGCUUGAUUCUUAUGGCAUGUGCAAAAGCUCAAGGAUGUGAUUCAGCCCUUAAAUUCUUUAGGAAACUAGAAAGAGAAUGUGAUGUGAAGAAGGAUUUUGAUGUUGUUGUUUACAACACCAUGAUAUCAACUUGCAAGGAGGUAGACAAUUGGAGUGAAAUAGAGAGGUUGUGGAGUAGUAUGAAGGCAAAUGGGUGUGCCGCAACGUUGGUGACAUAUCAAUUGUUAAUUAGUAGUUUUGUACAUUGUAACCAAAGUGAGCUUGCUCUUUAUGCUUACCAUGAUAUGGUUCAAAAUGGAUUUGAACCAAACAACAAUAUAUUAAAUUCUGUCAUUUGUGUAUGUGCUAAGGAUGGAAAAUGGGAUGAUGCAUUAAGUGUCUUUCAGAAAAUGUUGAUGAGCGACUUAAAACCAAACUUAGUUGCGUGCAAUGUGUUGAUUAACUCGCUCGGAAGAGUGGGAGAACUCAAACUAGCAUUUCAGGUCUACAAUACAAUGAAAUCGUUGAGCGUAAAACCCGAUGCAUAUACAUACAACUCUCUACUGAGUUCUCUUAACAAGGCCAAUAGGCAUGGUGAAGCUCUUCAGCUUUAUGAUUGGAUCGAAAGAAAUCAAAUGAGUGAAUUCAAUAAACAUUUAUACAAUACCGCUUUAAUGUCUUGUUCAAAGCUUAGGUUGUGGGAUAAAGCUCUGGAAAUUCUGUGGCAAAUGGAAGCUUCUGGACUGUCGGAUUUGACGGUUUCGUAUAACCUAGUGAUCAGGACUUGUGAGCUUGCAAGGAAGCCGACAAUUGCGUGGGAGGUGUAUGAGCACAUGGUUCACCAGAAGUGCAGUCCAAACAUAUUUACUUAUCUGUCCAUAAUAAGAUGCUGCACUAGAGGAGAUCUCUAUGAAGAAUUAGAAGAAAUCCUAAAUAAGGCUGUCCCAAACGCCGCUCUUUAUAAUGCUGCUGUUCAAGGGAUGAGCUUAUGCGGCAAGGUUGACUUGGCAAAAGAGAUUUAUACAAAAAUGCUAGAGCACGGUCUUGAACCUGAUGUCAAAACACGAGUACUAAUGCGUGCUAUGAAAAGGAAAUAGUCUUUUAAUUGCUAUCUCCUUAUGUAGCACCCGACACUUCAUAGCAAAGACGUAUUUGGUGUCUGAUACCUGUCAUGUCCGACACAGCGCUGAUAUGACGCACAACACCGACACAUAUGGUUACAUUUAAUUACUUUCAUUUUCCCAAAUAAUUACCGGUAUUUACAUGUGUUUGGUGUCGUGUAUGUGUUUCAUAGCUAUCCACUAACAUAACACAGUUUUGAAACAAUGACCAAAGGAAGGAUAAUAUCAUUGUGAGCUGAAUCACGAUCGAUCAAACCAUAAAUAACUUUUUAUGGUGCUUGGAAACAGAACAGCAGACUAAAAUGUUACUAAAAAUCUAUAACAAUUGUACAGUUACCAUCUGCACUCCUUCCGAUCCUUCUACGGUGCUGAGUUAUGUAAGAAAUCUUGUUUAAUAUGUAUGUAAAUGAUGUAAAUGCCCAAAUUAUUGUACCCUUUUUUGUGUCAUGUUCAUAGACUUCAUUUUUAGACUUAGCUGGUGUCUCACUUGUAACUAGUUUCUGCAGUCAGUGUUGGCUCUUUACAACUUAUUCUCUAAAACACAUUCAUCUUGAAGUUACUCUUCCUCUCAGUUUUUGUUUUUAUGAUAUGUGGACAAUCAUACUUUUCAAUUUC